AUGGCGGAGGAGCAGAGGUGGUACAGUACUGAGCCAGACCCCAACCGUGCGACAGCGGCGACUGCAGAACCGACGAUGGCCCCAACGCAGACCUCUGAGGUCGCCGCAGAGUCACUGGAGCCUGAGGGCUACGACAGCAAGUGCGUGUUCUGCCGGAUCGCGCGGGGGCAGGAACCGAGUACCGAACUUCUGCACUGUGAGAAUGAAGACCUAGUUUGCUUUAAAGAUAUCAAACCAGCAGCACCUCAUCAUUAUCUUGUAGUGCCAAAGAAGCAUAUUGGGAACUGCAACGAACUAAAGAAAGAUCAAGUAGAACUGGUUGAGAACUUGGUAGCUGCUGGAAAAGCCAUUCUUGAAAGAAAUAAUUUCACUGAUUUCAAAAAUCUGAGGAUGGGUUUCCAUAUGCCACCAUUCUGUUCCAUUUCCCACUUACACCUUCAUGUUCUAGCACCAGUGAAUCAGCUUGGCUUCUUAUCAAAAUUGAUUUAUAGAGUCAAUUCCUUCUGGUUUAUAACAGCUGAUUAUUUGAUUGAAAAACUAAGAACAUGA
Molecule: messenger RNA, 549 nt
Organism: Orycteropus afer afer
Lineage: Eukaryota; Metazoa; Chordata; Mammalia; Tubulidentata; Orycteropodidae
Gene: HINT3
Product: histidine triad nucleotide binding protein 3
Exons: 5
Coding region: 1-549 (182 amino acids)
Molecular function (GO): catalytic activity
Source: RefSeq, a predicted model, not a curated record